Triplophysa rosa is the source of this 7860-nucleotide messenger RNA. RefSeq names its product leucine-rich repeat kinase 1 (gene lrrk1). Gene Ontology annotation, biological process: protein phosphorylation. NCBI's taxonomy places the organism in Eukaryota, Metazoa, Chordata, Actinopteri, Cypriniformes, Nemacheilidae. Gene Ontology annotation, molecular function: protein binding; protein kinase activity; ATP binding. The transcript is spliced from 34 exons. Bases 325 to 6396 code for a protein of 2023 amino acids. The record is from RefSeq and is a predicted model, not a curated record.
GAAAAUAUCUUGUUUUUUGUGACAUCAGCUAGCGAUUUUAAAGAUUUUCGGUGUUUCUUCAUUCAAGUAGGUCUCACGUGACCGAAAAAGCUGCCCGAAGAUGCUUCAAAUAUAACCACCGAGUACGGAGACUUUGCGCAAAGGGACUUUGUGUUGUGCGCGCGCUAUAUUCCUGAGGAAAGUUAUGUUUGUCAGAGCAGGAAGUGUAAAUCUGUGCGUGGAUGAGCCGAAAGCACUGCGGAGUCACACAUACGUGGGGAGCAAAUGAAUGGACGGAUGCCUUCAGUGAUGAUCUGAUCUAAGUGGCACGCCGGAGCCUGAAACAUGUCAUACUGGAACGUGUGUACCUCUACACAUCCAGAAGGUACCAGCAGCAGAAUGGAUCAACAAGAUGACAUUUUGGAGAUGGGAGCCAAGCAGUCGGCGGUUGGCAGCGUUCCCCUGAGUCAGUCGCCCACUCUGAAGAACAUCCAGGAGGCCUACACGGACGGCGAGGACCAGAGGGCGCGCGAGCUCAUCCGUCUGUCCUGCGAGAACAACAGCGCCAGCCGACCGGAUGGGCUGGAGCUGCUGAGCGUGGCCACACAGAACGGUGAUGCAGAGAGCGUGCGCUUCUUACUGAAGGACGCACGAGUUUCAGUUCCACAGGAACCCGCUGAGGGAAACCCUGCCGUCCUGGCUGCACAUUAUGGACAUCAGAUGGUGGUCCGAGAACUGCUGGACUCCAUACCACGUCCAUGUGUCCGUAAGGAGCUGCUGAACUGGAUGUUGGCUACGGCGUGUCAGCGGGGUCAUAUGGAGGUGGUGAAGAUGCUGGUCGAGUCGUAUAACGCUGACGCUGACGAUUGCGCUGUGCAUUCUGGAGAAUUUGCCAUCAUCACCGGUUUGCCUCUAUACGCCGCAGCACGAGCAGGUAAUAAAGAGAUCGCAUGUUUUCUGCUGAGGAAUGGAGCCGGUUUCUCCUCGUACACGUUGAUGGAUCACAGAGAGUUCUGCAGACAGCUGCUCAGAGAGCGCCACCUACAGGACAGAGACACACCUGCAGAUGACAGACUACAGCAGGCUCUGCAUGUCAACUGGUCGUGUCUGAAGCUGCCCUGGUUGGAUCUGGAUUGGUUCAUGGACGUGUCGUCUCGGAUCACAGUUCUGGAUCUGUCUCAUAACUGUCUGACGUCUCUUCCCUCGGUGGUGCCGUGGGGUCUCAUUAACUUGCGCUCGCUCGACCUCUCUCACAAUCUGCUCCGAGAGUUACCCACCCCGACAUCAUCUCAAGAGAUCAUCUGCAGCAGAUUAGAUCAUGUGAAUCUGUGUGAGAAUGAGCUGGAGUGUCUACCGGCCGGUCUGCUUCACCUCGGACACAUUCAGCGGAUUUCUGCAGCCAAGAACAAACUGAAGAGUCUCUUUAACAUCCCCAACGGCACUAACUGGAUAGGUCUGCGUAAACUACAGGAGCUGGACCUGUCGGACAACAUGCUGACGGAUGUCCCGUCUUCUGUACUGCACUGUCUGAAGUCUCUCAACAGUCUCAAUGUCAGCAGAAACAAACUGAGCGGCUUCCCCGACCCCUGGGCCUGUCCUCUGAAAAUCUGCAAAGCUUCAAACAACCAGAUGGAGACUCUCCCCGACACCAUCUCCAUCUUCUGGAGGACUCAUCUGAAGGAGGUGGACUUCUCCGAGAACAGCCUGAAAGAGCUUCCAUCGUAUAUAUUUGAGCUGGAGGUUAUUGUGUGUCUGAAGUUGUGUGGGAAUCAAAUCUCCACGCUUCCUGCUCCUAACAAAUGGAAAUGCUCUCAUCUCAGAACACUGGACCUCUCCAGAAACCGACUGGGGAAGACAGACGAACCAGCCAAAACCAGGAAACUGGCCUUCUUCACUACGUGGCACAGAAGAGACCCAGAACCAGUUUGUCCCAUACAGUUUCCUGUCAUUUUGCGGGAUUCUCUGGAAGUUCUCUUCCUGAAUGACAACCAGCUGGAGUGUGUGCCGCCAUCUGUGUAUGCCCUCAAGAACCUCUCUGAACUCUAUCUCUCCAAUAACCCAGGUAUCCAGGAACUUCCCAUCGAGCUUGGGCAGCUCUCCAACCUUUGGCAGCUGGACAUCGAAGACCUGAACAUCACCAACGUUCCUGCAGACGUCAGAAAAGAUGGCCCCUCUGCGGUUUUGGCGUACCUGCGGGCGGAGCUGCGAGGGGCGGAGCCAUGCCGUCUGCUGAAGAUAAUGGUGGUGGGUCCUCCUCGGCAGGGUAAGAGCGCUCUACUGGAGUCUCUUCAGACGGGUAAACAGUCACCCUUCCUCAACACCGACUGCAGCAUCCACACAUCUGCCUGGGAGCUGGAGAGACCCAGUGGAGUUAAAUCUGCUAUAGAUUCUGUGUUCUUUAACGUGUGGGACAUCGGCGGCCCGGCGAGCAUGUCGACAGUAAACCAGUGUUUUUUCACGGAUAAGUCUUUGUAUGUGGUGAUUUGGAACUUGGCUUUGGGAGAGGAAGCUGUCGCUAACCUACAGUCCUGGCUGCUGAAUAUCGAGGCCCGUGCCCCAAACUCUGCUGUGGUGGUCAUUGGCACUCAUUUGGACCUUAUAGACACUAAAUUUCGCAUGGAGCGUAUCGCGACACUGCGGGCGUACAUCCUGGCACUUUGCAGAACCCCGUCAGGCUCACGGGCCAGCGGUUACCCCGACAUUACCUGGAAACAACUACAUGAGGUGUCGUGUAAGACGCUGGAAGGAAUGGACUGUCUCAAGAGGUUGUUAUUUCACAUCGCUUGCUCUAUGAAGGACAUCAGCAACCCGGCUAGCUGCCACAAACUAGUGGGAAGACUGAUUCCCAAAAGUUACCUGAAACUCCAGGAGGCUGUAAUCGUUGAACGUGAGAGAAGAGACGCGAUGGAUGAAGUUCAGUACCUGACAGAUCUGGAACUGGAGCAGAUUAUCGAGCAGACACCAGACAGUGAUAUUAAAGACUAUGAAGAUCUACAAACUGCCAUUAGUUUUCUUAUUGAGACCGGCACCAUCCUGCAUUUCCCCGACACGAGUCACGGUCUGUGUAAACUCUAUUUCCUGGAUGCCGUGUGGUUGUCCGAGUGUUUGGAGCGCAUCAUCAACCUGAAGGGCUCGAGGUCUGUGGCUCGCAACGGAGUCAUCAAUGCCAAAGAUCUUCGCUUGCUACUGGUGGGAACAGGAUUUACACAACAAACUGAAGAGCAGUACUUCCAGUUCCUGACCAAGUUUGAAAUCGCACUACCCGUCGCCAGCAACAGUUAUCUGUUGCCACACCUUUUACCCCCGAAACCUGCCAUGGACAUCCACGGCUUUCGCCAGCAGAGCAACAACAGCAUCCAGCGACACUUUAAGAUGAGCUUCGUGCCUGCGGGAUUCUGGGAGCGCUUUAUUGCCCGAAUGCUUAUCAGUUUAAACCAGAUGGACUUGCAGGCAUUCGAGACCAAAAAGAACACGAAGAACCACAGUAACCGUAACACGGUGAUCUACAGCUUCGCAGGGAACCAGCAGCGGAACCGAUGCAGCACGUUUCGUGUCCGUCGCAGUCAAACCAUCUACUGGAAGGAAGGGCUGCUGGUCACCUUUGAUGGAGGAUAUCUGAGCGUGGAGUCCUCGGAUCUGAACUGGAAGAAGAAGAAAAGUGGAGGAAUCAAGAUUAUGUGCCAGUCGGACACGAGGGAUUUCUCUGCCAUGGCGUUCAUCACCGAUCAUGUUAACGCUCUUAUAGAGCAGUGGUUUCCUGCUCUGACAGCCAGCGAGAGCGACGGUUCUCUCCUCAUCGAGCAGUACGCUCCGUGUCCGUACUGCAGCUCCGUACCCAAAAUACCAGACGCUCACGCCGCCUCGCAUCACAACACCGUCCACUACUUCAACAUGGAGGACUGCGUCCUAGCCGCCGUGGACAAAGAGCACAUCACCUGUCCCAACCAUCCCAAACAACCCGUACCUCUACAGGAGCUGGUGCCCGAGCUCUUCAUGACCGACUUCCCUUCACGGUUGUUUCUGCUGAAGGAUGAUCUCGUGUGGACAGAACAGGAAGCAGAUAUUCUGGGUCAGGGCGGCAGUGGUACCAUCGUCUACAGAGCCUCAUACAGAGGUCAUCCGGUGGCCAUCAAACGCUUUCACUUCAAGAAAUGCAAGCAGCUGUCGCUCAACAGUGGCACAGACACGAUGGUGAAACACCUGCAGUCUAUGGACGCAGCCAGAAGCUUCUCGGAGUUUCGUCUGGAGGCGAGCAUGCUUCACUCUCUUCAGCAUCCCUGUAUCGUGGCUCUGGUGGGCAUCAGUAUACACCCGCUGUGUUUCGCCCUGCAGCUCGCACCGCUGGGCAGUCUCAACACCAUCCUGGAGGAACGCGCUAAAGGUUCUCAAUACGUGCCGCUGGGCCACAUGGUGACCUUCAAAGUGGCCUAUCAGAUCGCAGCAGGCCUGGCCUAUCUGCACAGGAAGAACAUUAUCUUCUGUGACCUCAAGUCGGACAAUAUCCUGGUGUGGUCUCUUGAUGUGGAAGACUCCGUUAACAUCAAGCUGUCCGACUACGGCAUCUCACGACAGUCCUUUCACGAGGGAGCCUUAGGAGUCGAGGGAACGCCCGGAUAUCAGGCUCCUGAGAUUCGACCCGGCAUCGUCUAUGAUGAGAAGGUGGAUAUGUUUUCGUACGGUAUGGUUCUAUAUGAGCUCUUGUCCGGCCGCAGACCGUGCAUGGGUCAACACCUGCUUCAGAUCGCUAAGAAACUGUCUAAAGGAGUGAGACCGGCGCUGGGCGGCCCGGAGGAGGUGCAGUUCCACUGUCUGCAGUCUCUCAUGCAGGACUGCUGGGACACCAAACCGGAGAAGCGUCCUCUGGCUGCUCCUCUCUUGAGACACAUGCACGAUCCCAGCUUUGCAUGUCUCAGAUACCUGCUGCCCUGUCAGGAACACAGUCAGCUCUUCCUCUCGCCUCUGCAGGGACACAGCGCUGUAUUCUGGGAUGGAGACAAUGACAGCAGGAACUACACGGUGGUAAACUUGGCUACAGGUCAGGUGGAGGUGAAGCGGAUGCUGUGUCCGGGAUCACGGCUCAGCUGCCAGCUGAAGAUGGACAACAGCCUGUGGACGGCCACCGAGGAACAGGAGGUCUUUAUCUACAGUCUGAAAGAGAUGUGUCCCUUGAGUCUUCCUCAGAAAGUCCUCUCCUGUCCGGCUGUGGUCACCUGUCUCUUCUUAUUGCCCGCCCGGAAAGAGACUCUCCCGCAGGUGUACGCAGGUAUGUCCGAUGGUCUGGUGGUUGUUUAUUCUCUGGUAGACGACAUGCCAGUGGAAGGGGAGACCUACAUCUGCUCGCACACUGUCAACAAGCAUCUGCUCGGCAUGGACGACUCUGACCCUCGCCAGCGGCCGUAUCCCGUACGAAGCAUCGUACCUGUGCGCACGGGAUCAGAGCUGUGGUACACCAACGGUCCCGGCAUCCUCGUAAUCAACAGCCUCACCCUUCAUCCCGUCUGCCGCCUGGACCCGUAUCUCCCACCUUCAAGCGUGAUCUCCAUGGCCACCUCCAUCAGCUGCUGGGGCGACGAGGUCAUCUGGUGCCUUGACGACCACACCAACUCGCUCCUGAUGUAUCACACUGCUAGCUACCAGCUUUGCGCCACCUACAACUGUAGCGACGCGAACCCGCUGCGGGACAUCUUCCCCGUGCAAAGGCCGACAGGGGUCGUCACUUCCGUGACCACUUCUGAGGAUAUAGAGGAGCCUCUCCCAACCAACCAGGAGCUCGUAACGAUAACGGUCACGCACAGCGACGGUGCCGGAACGCAGAUCCUGUGCCAGCAGGACUCGCUGGAUUACUGCUCCAUGACUUCUUCAGGGUUCAGCUCUGAACAACUGGAUCAGAUCGGAGAUUUGGAGCAGGCCGGAGCAUGUCUCCCUCACAUUGAGCGCUCUAGCUCAGGACCUCUCAGCUCGCUGACCAGCUCCGGCAGUAUUCCCUUAUCCACGGACUUUGAAGAGACAGAGCUGGCUUCAGUCGAAUCAUCACCGUCCAGAAGUGCAGCAGAUCCAGAACUGUCUGCGCAGAACAUACCACCACAACUGAAGGCUUUAAACAUCAUAGCCGUCAACGGCUCCAUCUGGAUUCCAAGGCGUGGAGGUGACAUCAUGGUCAUUGAGGUUCAAGAGCAGUCGGGGUCGCUCAGAGGUCGUGUGAUCGCUGUGUUGACGGUCAGCGGAGCGGUGGAGUACGGGGCUCUCGCCGAGGCAGCGCUGGUUGCUAAAGACACUGUUGUGUGUGGCUUUCGCAAUGAAAACAUGGCCUGGUGCCUGGCUGUCUGGAGGAGCUGGGGAGGCCGAGAACUGGAGCUCUUCUACCGCGGCUACGAGGACCUCGGCCGCUUGGAGAGCAGUUUGAGGAAAAGGAGGUAGCUGUGUAAACCCGUGUGUGUGUCGGACGGAGAAUCGACGUACUGUGCCGCUCGUAACGAAACACACACACACUCGAUACAGGUGCGUGCUUGUGGGCACAGUACACAUGCAGGCUCAUACAAACCCGUGAAGCCCCACGUACGGUUUUACACACACAAACACAACAGCGACAUAUGGAUUCACACUCGCAAGUUUCCAGACAAACACACUGUGGCUGAAAGACAAUUAAAUACUCGGAAGGUGAAGCUAAACCAGUUUUCACAUCAGAAGGUCUUCGCUCACCUCGCAACGUGAAAGUGUGUCAAUGUGUGUGUCCAGAAAGAGAUCGACGUGAGGAAAUGAUGCUGGAAUGACCUCUUCUUUAAUCUGGACGUACCUUUGCCGAAAGCGCAUCUUGUGUUUGUUAAAGACCCUGGAAGUGACCAGCAAUCAUACAACGCCACCUGGCAUCAUUUAUUAACCUUCAUGUCAUUUCAAACCUGUAGGAGUUGACAUUUCUCAAAGUAUCUUCUUUUGUGUUCCACUGAAGAAAGACUCGCAUACAGGUUUUGAGAGCAUUAUGUGCUGAUCUGACGUUUUGCUAUUGUAAAUAAUAUAUCAGGAGUUCAUCUCUAUAGAAUGAAAUGUGUUAUUUAUUGUAGAAUGUCCAAAUCUCAUGCAGCAUGUGUAAAAACUUGUGCCCGAACUGUAAAUAACCUUAAAAUGAACAAUAAAUUGGGGAAAAAACUGAACGUUGCACUGCUUUAUUCCUAAAUUGCUUUCAGUUUACCUUCAGCUAAUCAAACAAAUGCCAUGAAAUUAUGUAUAUGUAUAUUUGCGUAGUUGACAAAUAUACAGUAUCAUACAUGUGAUGGCAAACAAACUGUUAAUAAUACAUGAUUCAUAUUUACUAUAUUGAUCAUAUAAAACAGCAUAAGAGAGAUUUAUCUUCGUUGUUAGAUUUUUCUACAUUUUUCCUGUCACCAUAAGACCGCGUGCGGUAUAUUUGUCAACUACCCAAAAACAUUUGAGAAUUGAAAUAUUUUAAACAAUUUAAAUACAUUUUUACACAUUCUGUCAUGCGCAUCAUCUCUCUCACACAUGCACUUCCAUGUGUUUUCAUUCUGUGAGUUUAUGUUACUGUGGAUUCAUAAUAAAAGGAAUGCACACAUUUUAUUACACCUCUAAUUACAAUGGUAACACUGAUUUGAUCUUAGAAAUAACCUUAACCUGAGACCCCUAUCAUUUAGACCAUUUCAUUUAAAGGUUCUAUCUAACAAAAAUCUGUUUUUGACCAAGUGCAUGAAAAUAUCGGUCUCUUUAUCCUAUUUACAACAGAAAUGUUUUUUUCGACAAAGCAAUGUUGAAAUGUUUUGUCGCUCUUAAAAUGUAUCUUGUCCAAUCAGAAUCAGAACCGGAUUAGUUGUAUAAUAGUUGUGUAAUGUUGAAUAGAUCCAACGAAAGUGAGAGUUCUUUUGGUUUGUA